GCACCGAAAACGGGGUCUCAGGGGACCCACGGACAAGGGACCAGGGACGUCACCGCGGUGCCCCCACGAGGUGUCCUCGGUGGGGUCGACCUUGUCACCGUGUGCUGGGGGACACGCUGGAGGGUGGGACUGGCAAAUAACUCAUGGGGAAAACCACCUGUCACCCCCUUGGACACACCAGAGAGCCACCAAGUGUCACCCCAGCCCGGCUUGUCCCCCUCCCCUCGGGUAGGGGGGGUUCCCCUUAUCGCGGCCGCGCUGGGCCGGCCUGGCCAGCCGGUGAUAAGCCACGCGUGCCACGCCGUCCCUUAUCGCCGCGGUGGCAUCGGCGGCUUGGCACGGCGUGACGGACACAAGAGGGGUGCGAAGAACCUUCCUCCUCCUCAUCCUCAUGUCCCCCGUGCAAUGUCCACCCCGCACAUCGCGCUGUUUGAGGACACGGCACCGGCCACCUCGUGGUCUUGAGACCCCCCGUUGGGUGUCACGGCCACUGGUACGGCACAGGGGACCCGUCCAGAAGACAAGUGUCCCCUGGGGCGAGCUGGGUGGCUCGCUUGCCACCUGGGCUAUUAUUAGCCACACUCGCCCACGUGGGCGGCUCAUUAAGCUUCUCCCGUUGUGGCAGCGGAUGUGGGGCAACGCUUGAGGUUUCGCUGUUGAAUUCUUCUUAAAUUUCCUCUUCAAAACAGACGAGUUUCCUCCCUCCCCGUUGACGACAGAUGCCGGGGGGGGUGGCCGGGCGCGGUGGGGGGGUGGGACGCCACGGUCUAUGGCCCCUCGCCGCGGAUAGGCAGAGGUUGCCCGCCCUGUGCCGGGUGACCCCCCACCCGGCGCUGCGGCCAUGGAGGGGACAUCGGUGCUGAGCCCGUCCUGGUGGGAGAAGCGGCGAGCGUGGGCCCGGCAGAGCCGGAGCUGGCGACCCACGGCCCCCGACGAGGAUGAUGUGGCCCCCAACGAGGACGAUGUGGCCCCCGAUGAGGACGAGGUGGCCCCCGCCACCCGCCAUGUCCCUGAGCUGCCGGCCCCCGACCUGGACGACGUUUUUCUCGAAGGAAGCCCCUCCAGGAAGAUCGAGACGUGGCUGCAGGAGUGUGGGUCACUGGUGGAGGAGCCGGGCUCGCCGGGUCCCUUGGGGUGUGAGAACAACGGGACCAGCUUCGAGGACGACCUGACGCUGGGAGCUGAAGCCCUUCUGCUACUGGGGAGCCACGAGGUAACAGGCAGAGCCCCGAGGGACAAACCCCCCAGUGUGGCCUCCAGUGGCCUCUCCAGCCUCCCCACCAAGACCAGUUGCAGCGUGGUGGCGGUGACACGGGGCUGUCCCCCCCGCAGCGUGGCGGCGGUGCUGGCGUGGCGGCAGGAGGAUGCCGAGGAGAUCCUGGUCAGCCUGGGCUUCGCGCGCAGCGAGCCGGGGGCCAUGGCGCGUGUCCCCCCCCGCUUCCUGGCCACCCCAUCCCGCGCCAGGGGCAUGGACGUCGGGCUCUUCCUCCGCGCACAAGUGCAGCGGCUGGAGACGGAGGAGCCCGGGCUGGCGCUGGCCGGUCGCUUCCAGCAGGCGCAGGCUCUGGCUGUCACCGCCGACACUUUCUUCUGCCUCUAUUCCUACGUCUCGCGGAUCCCCGUGCGGUGCAUCUGUCCCCCCCACCCCGCCUGGCCGUGUCCCCGUGUCCCCGACACGCGUGUGUCCCCCCCAGCCCAGCCCACCAUCCUCUCGCCCAUUGAGAGGCUGAAGAAGGUCGUAUCCACCAUGUCUCUCUACGUGUCCCCGCGGAACGGGGACAACCUGGGGGACAAGGACAAUCUGUGGGAUGGGGACAACCCGUGGGGGACCGGGCAGGUGUCCCCUGUGUCCCCUGCCCUGGGGAAGGGGAUGCGGGAUGAGACGUUUGGGUUGGAUGUGGCCGAUGUCCCCACGGGCUGGGGAGGGGAUGGGAAUACGGGGACAGUGCAGCACCCUUGGGGAGCAACGAGGGGUCCCCAAGUGCCGCUGUCACCUCACCUGGUGUGGGGUGUCCCCAUGUGUCCCCAUCACUGUGGUGGGGAGGGGGAGCAGGCAAUGUCCCCAGGCCCAACCCCAGCGGGGACACUGACUGGAGCUGUGUGGGGACACGCAGAGCGGUGCUGUCCCCAUGGCAGCGGUGACAGCCCCACGGGGGUGACCGGGGAAGCUCUGUGUCCCCCGAGAGCAGGACAGGGGGAGCACCAGCUGGACGCUGCUGCAGGUGUCACCUUGUCCCCAGCGCUGAGUCCCCCAUCCCCCUACACCAAGGACCCCCAGGACUCCAUGGGGACACGUUCCCCCAGCCCAGACACCCCAAGAACUGGAGGCCGCCGGAGUGGGAACCGGCACCUGGGGGGCCCCCUGAAGGACACCGGACACCCCCCCGGGAAGGUCCCCGUGUCCCCCUGUCCCCACUGGCAGGAAUCGGGUGACUCCUUUGAGCUGGAGGAGCUCCCGAGCACCAGCGAGGAUGAUGACGAUGACAACGAAGGUGACACCCACGAGGAAUCCGGUCGGUCCCUCUGUCCCUCCAUCACCAUCCGGAGAAGUUUCAUGCUGCACGGUGGCAGCGGCCGGUCCGACAGCAGCGGCUUCGUGGAGGAGCCGGUGUGGGGACACCCACCCGCCCGGCUUUGUGACACCGACCAGACGGCCUGAGGCCACCACAGAGGGACCCGCGCUUGUCCCUGCGACAGCAGGAGCCACGGCCGGGGGACAGACGGACUGCACCGGGCCACCACGUUUGGGACACAGGGACGGGCCCGAGCUGAGCGCACACGCGCGUGUUUGCGUGUGCACGUGCGGGUGUUCGGCACGGAAAACUCUGGACUUUGGUCCCAAGGAGCACACGUGUGUCCCCUGUCCCCAACCUGCU
Messenger RNA from Columba livia (rock pigeon), 2876 nucleotides. It is a transcript of the gene TESPA1, whose product is annotated as thymocyte expressed, positive selection associated 1. The record is from RefSeq and is a predicted model, not a curated record. Lineage: Eukaryota; Metazoa; Chordata; Aves; Columbiformes; Columbidae. Gene Ontology annotation, molecular function: signaling receptor binding. The transcript has 11 exons. Bases 842 to 2659 code for a protein of 605 amino acids.